Messenger RNA from Trichogramma pretiosum, 2150 nucleotides. RefSeq lists its product as uncharacterized. The coding region runs from base 366 to 1532 and encodes 388 amino acids. Lineage: Eukaryota; Metazoa; Arthropoda; Insecta; Hymenoptera; Trichogrammatidae. The transcript has 8 exons. The record is from RefSeq and is a predicted model, not a curated record.
CUCCGAGCAUCCGUUCUUUAAUGAAUUGCCUCUUUUAACUUACUUUUCGAUUGCGAUUUUCCUCCUCGCCUUCUGCUUCGUAGGCAGUUAUCAUCGCUUAUUAUUAUAUACCCUGCGUCAAAUUGUUAAAAGUGUCGUCGAAGGAAACCGCAGAGAUCGCUGUGUUUCUCGACCAGAGUGUGAUAUGAAAUGACUCGGUUGAACCGUAGCACUCGAGUCUAGAGAGAGAGAGAGCGAGAGAGCUAGGUGAGAGUUCGAUCGGAGAGGUGGGAUCGCGGAUAAUUGGCGCAGUGCGAGAAAGAGGCCUGUCGCAACCUUUGGCAAAACACUACACUGCGGAGACUGGCAAUAGCAGCAGCAGCAGCAUGGCUCGGCUGGAUAUGAGACUCCUCGUCGCCUGGACCUUGUGCGCAUUCGCUGGCGUAUCGCACGCGACGGUUCAGAGCAAGGUUCGGUGUUUUAAGAAUACCAUGGAAGUAGAUAUUGUCAGAACGACACCGGAGGCUUUGAUAUACCUUCAACAACUCAAGAAUUAUCCAGAUGAAGCUUGCAAGCCAAAACUCACUAACGGUAUUGCGACCUUCUCACUGUCGCUACUUCCAGAAGAUAUAGCCCGUUGUGGUAUUAUGAGGAUCACUAAUAAGCUUACGGGUCAAAAAGUAUACUUCCAUAAAGUAAUAGUAGAAGAACCAAGCAUCUCGAAUAAGCACAUGUUCACAGUGAAAUGCAGCAUAACAGAAGUUGCGGUUCACCAGCAACUACCAAAUGUUUUUACUGAAACUAAUAAUCAUACUCUACUAAGAAGAAGUGUUUUACCAGAGGAUUUCGAAGCCGAUGCAAAUACCCCAGUAUUGGGUAUGUUGGAGGGAAAUGCUUCAGAACCAAAGUUGUUGUUCAAUGUCCGACAGGGCAGCAAAAUUAUAAAAGAUGAAUUGGUCGUCAAGCCAGGCACGCCGUUGCAAAUGGAAAUAUACUUGAGUGAAGAGGCAGCCAAGGUUUAUGGACUGCUUGUCACUCACAUGCAAGUUUCCGAUACCAAAAAUCAGGAAGAAACUAUAAUAUAUAAUGGAUGUUCCGUUGAUCCCUACCUGUUUGAAAAUUUUGAGACAGUGAACGGACACUUCUUGUCCGCCAAGUUCCGAGCCUUCAAGUUUCCAGAGAGUAGCUACGUACAAUUUCACGGUACUGUUACUGUUUGCGUUGGCAAAUGUCGCGGGAUUGAAUGCAGCAACGGUAAAAUUGGAUACGGGAGAAAGAAACGAUCAGUACAAUCGUCGAAAAAUGGUAAAAAUGAAGUUUGGGAAAUGGCCAUGUCAGUCUUUUUAAGAGUCGAUUACGACCACGAUGUUCUCAGUGAAGAAGAAAUUUCGAAAUUCAUCCGGCGAGGAAAAACACGCGAGAGAAUGGUGAGGGCAGAAGACGUAGGAAAACAUUUUGAGUAUAACACUGACGGCCCAGUAUCCAGCAGUUCCAAGAUCGCACCGAUUUUAAAUUUUUUUCUAAUUUUGUUAUCGCUCUGUAGACUAGUGUAAAUCUGAACUUAGUAAGCCUCUAGCGAUGAAACGAGACAUCUGGCAAUUUACUAGACCUGAUGCACAAAUCAAAUUAUCAGCUUAAAGUGAAUAAAAAAAUAACAAUAGCCAUAAGGGCUAAGCUGCGUAUAAAAAUAAUAAAUGAACAUUUUCAUGUGAUACUAAACUAAAUCAAAAAAGUACCAGCAAACCAGAGAAGUCGUGUAACAGCUUAUUAAUGAACAACAUAAUGAAAGUGUAACACUCGGCGAAUGAACGAAAAACUUGUGAACGUUGCAUUCACUUGUUUUGUGUUAAAAUACAUGUAUGUGAACUUAAAGUAAAACGUACAAUUUAAGUUGCAGUGAGUGACGCGAGACUUUAACAAUUUCAGCAAUUAAAAUGCCAAAUUUAGAUAAUCGCUAUAAUCAAAGUCUCGCAAUAAAGAAACAAAUAUGACAAUGAAUUUUUGUGAAUAAUUUUAUAACUCGUUCUCUUUGCUGAUACCAGCAGCCGUCACGUUGAUCUCCAUGCUAAAGUAACUGCUCUUGUAGAAACUACAGGGCAAAGAUAUCCAAGCGAUAAUUACGAGCAAGAAAAGACAGAGUCAUCUACAUUUAUCCUAAAAAUGUAUAUCUA